AUGGAAUCACCAUCAAUGUUAGCACCAACGACGAAUGCCGUUAGUGCAUCAUCAACUGCAUCAUUUGUUCAUCGACAUUAUAUUUUAUUAAAGACACAUUAUUUUCUUUUCUUCUCGGCAUUCGGUAUACUCUAUCCAAUAUUGAAUAUAACAUUACGAAGCCGUGGUUUAUCAAAUUCGGAACUUGCCUAUAUCAAUUUAAUUGUUCCAUUUCUAGUCUUUUUUACAAAUCCAUUACUGGGCUUUAUUGCUGACCAUUCGCGUCGUUAUUUAUUAACAUUUAAUUGCAUUCUUCUCAUAGUAACAAUAUUGUAUGGCAUUAUGUUUAUUUCGCCAACUAUUAAAUCGCAUAAUAUCGACGCUAAUAUUAUCUAUGAUAAUAAAUUAGGUCGCGUGCUAGACUUUUGUGCUAGUCAAGAAGUAGCAACAAAAUGCUCGUCAAGAUCUGAAUGUGGAUGUUCCUAUUCAUCAUUUUGUAGAAAAGAUAAUUCACCAUUUAAUUUUACAUUUACAAUGAGUCCAAAUGAUACUCGUCUAGCAACGAUCAGUUUAGUGGACAUAAGUGCAUCGUCAAAAUGUGGCAUUCAAUAUCGAGUACCUGUGGAUAAAUAUUUAACUGGUGAUAAUGAGGAAUUACCUUAUCACAAGGGCAAUGCAUCUUCAUCGGACGCUUGUGAAAUAACAUGUUCAAUAGAUCAUUUUUGUCAUGGACCACGUCAUCCUCGGCAACUUCAUUACAUUCUUCUUUAUUCGCUUUUAUUUAUUAUUGGUACAAACCUUCUUUCAAUUGGAAUAACAAUUGGAGUAUCGAUUGGCUUUGCUACUUUAUCAAGUCCGGAAAUAUUCGGUGAACAACGUGUAUUUGGUACCAUUGGAUUUGGUCUAUCAGCUUUUCUUGCUAGUCGUCUUUAUGCACAUUUUCACUCGGAUUUAGUUUACAUUAUUAUGUUUUCUACAGCGACACUAAUAUGUAUUGGUAUAACAAGCCUUAUUCGUAUACAACCUCGUACACAUGAAGAAAACACAAAUGUUUCUGCUUCAAAAGACGAUGAAAUAGAAGCAAAAACUAAAACAAAAGCUCGAUUCAAAGCAGCUGCACUUAUUCCAUUAUUGAAAAACAUUGAUGUCAUCGUUUUUCUGUCGCUUACAUUCAUUUGGGGAAUGUCCUAUGCUCCUCUAGAUCCAUACGUGUAUUUGUACAUCGACGAAAUUGCUCCAUGUCAGUCGCAUUCUAUUGUUGGUUGGAUGUCACUAACAUCUGCAACAGCUGAAGUCAUGGCUCUUUUCAUCGCCGCACGAAUGCUUAAAUUAUUGGGCAUGAAUACAUGUUCAGUAAUUAUUUUAAUUGCAUUUGCAAUACGAUUUGGUGGUUAUUAUCUCAUUCGUCGACCCUAUUUUCUUCUAUUUAUGGAAACAAUGCAUUAUUUUAAUUUUGGUAUUCUUUAUGUACUCAUAGCUCAAAAAGCCGAUGCCAUUGCACCGCCUGGACUUGCCGGUACACUACAAGGUGUUGUCUAUGGAGUUUCAUUUGGUUUAGGUCGUGGUGUUGGCUUGAUCGCUUCGUCAUUUAUUUAUACACACUUUCAAUCAAGGCUUCUAUUUUUAAUAUUUGCAAUAUUUGAUGCUGUUGCUGCCAUUUUCUAUGGGCUUUAUUUUUUUUUAAGAAAAACAGAACCAAAGAAAACUCGUCAAAUGAAGAACAAUAUGAAUAUACCACAAAUCGUUAUCGAGCCUGAAACAAAUAUAAACGAAGAGCCAUUGUUAAUUUCGUCAUCGGCAAAUCGAGUAGACGAGGCAGAUUUUGAACAAUAG
Molecule: messenger RNA, 1812 nt
Organism: Rotaria socialis
Lineage: Eukaryota; Metazoa; Rotifera; Eurotatoria; Philodinida; Philodinidae
Source: the annotation of a GenBank genome assembly